CUACCUUAAAGCAGGAUCUCUGUUACAUUUGGAACACGAGUAUAGAAGAAUUGUUUAUCGCAGGCAACCGGCUGAUGUCAUUCGAGACAAAUGCCCUAAUCUUGCUUCCUGAAUCGUUAACUACCAUUGAUGUGUCUGACAAUGAUCUAGUAUUUACACCGUACUUGUUACAGUCCUCAUGCAUGAUAAACGUCCGAAAAAUGUUUGGCGCUUUGCAGCACUCCCCUCACUACCCGUCCAGAUAUAUUGUUGAAGACACUGACGACGAAAGUAAAGGAUGUGAGGAGAGGUCUUUUACUAGAUGUCCAUAUAUGAAGGAAGCAUUUCUGAUGGAAUUAGCGUCGAAUAAAUGGCCAUGUAAUUAUAUACAACCAAAUAUGAGAAACAUAUCUCUUGAAACUAAUCUUCCAAAACAUCUAGAAUUUGUUGAUUUUCAUGAAAGCAAUUUCAUUUACAAUGAACAGAUCAAUUAUAAGAUCACACCCAAUACAAAUGCAAUCAAGCAUAUUGAUAUUUCAAAUAACGUGUUCAACAUAUUCACCGGUCACUAUGGACCGUUUCCGAAUAUUGAAGUCAUUAAUGUAUCCCGUUGUUACAUAAUGCAAAUCGGGGAAAAUUCAUUGAACUAUCCUUCUUUGAAAAUCCUGCGACUAGACAAUAACUACCUAGGGGACCAAUUAGCGGACAGUGUGAGAUCAAAUAUUUUUGAAUGUUUAACAUCAUUAAAAACUCUUAAUUUAUCGGCAAACGGCAUUACGAUAUUGCAUAGAUCGACCUUUGCCCCACUGACAAAUUUAACAGAUCUAGAUCUCAGCAACAACAAUAUAGGAAAUCUGGAUAUUAUGCUGCCUUCUUUAACAAAUUUGUUACGAAUAGAUCUACACGUUAAUUCCCUUCACGCUCUCGCAAGAAAUAUUCGGACAGGUUUAGAUCUGAAUGCUAAGAAAUUAAAUUCCACGUUCGAAAUUGACCUUCGAAACAACUCGCUAGAUUAUUCCUGUGAAAACCAAGACUUUCUAAACUGGCUAUAUGAACAUAAGAGCAACAUGAAAACGUUUGAGUUGUAUGUUUUCCGAUUGUCAGAUGGAACGAUCAUGGAUGCCACAUGGUUCCAGAAAGAAUUCAGCAAUUUAGAAGGUUACUGUAGAUCUUACACGCUACUGAUCGUCCUUUGCUGUAUCGGGAUAUCUUCAGCACUGGCCACAGUUGUGGGAGGCGUUAUAUACCGACAUCGCUGGAAACUACGAUAUCUGCUUUUUAUGUCUAGGAAGAGGUUCUUCGGUUAUCGUAGAUUACAAGACUAUGCGCUAAUAGAAAACUACAGAUUUGAUGCGUUUAUUUCAUACGCAGAAGAUAAUUUCAGAUUUAUUUUAGAUGAAGUUAUUCCAAGACUUGAGGUGGAAAACGUUUCUUUGUGUCUGCAUCAGCGAGACUCUCUGCCAGGUAACGCAAUUUCGGACAACAUUAUCCAUGCCAUCCAGAGCAGCAGAAAGACCAUCGUCAUAUUGUCAGAGUCGUUUUUAAGGAGCAAAUGGUGCAUGUAUGAAUUCAACAUGGCGCGAAUGGAGAGCAUAUACUCAAGGGAAGACCAGGUGUGUCUAGUUAUUUUUAUGCUUGAACCCGUCCCUCACAACAAGAUGCCUUUGGAAAUGCUUCGAUGGAUUCAGGAAAACAGUUAUAUCGAAUAUACCCAUGAACCAGACGGUAAUAGAAUGUUUUGGGAAAACAUAGUGUUGGCAGUUAAGUAAAACUGUAAACUACCGACAAUAAAUAUAAAUGGGUAAUUAGUUUAACAAUACAAAUACGUCAGGAAAAAGUAUAUAAACGCAUAGAACAUCAUUCAAGUUGGUGUUAUCCAUUUCAUGACAUGUUAUUGGGACCAAUGAAAUUAAUCCCAUCUUGCAAAAUUAAAGUUUUUGAUAUUUUAAAUUACUUUAAGUACAAGUACAAUGUUGGCCUGCGCAGUUGUUUACAGCAAAAUUUAAAAUUAAACGAACGUGUGUAUUAAUAAUUCAUGAAUGACCUUAUGUGUGGAUAUUUGUUUUGAUUGAAAUUGUGAUGAUGUUAGACUUUAUUUACAUGUUUAUGUUUUGUAAAUAAAUCUAAGUUAAGUUUAAAGUGUUGCCCCUUAAGCUGGUUUAACUCUCAACGGUAUGUAAUAUAAAGAAUUGCGUUAUGAUUGUACGUUUUACGUAUAAUAUAUAAUGUACAAUAUACAAAAUACAUAUUAUCUAUGUGUAUAUUAAGAUGAAUAUUAAGCCUCCUGAUUUUGCAGCACGAAAAGUGAAUCCGUAUUUUAUCAAGCGAAUUAUGCGUUAAGGUUGUUUGGCUAGAGAUUAAUCAAUCGAUAAAUUGUUAGUUUGUGGCAGAUUAAUCAGUGAAUGUGUUUGCAAUUAUGUUUAAAACAAGUAAUACAUAGACAUAUGGUAAGCGUUUUAGGGCGACCCAACUCUUGUAUGUGCUUGUUAGCUACUAUAAUUACGUUCAUAUACGUACAAUGUUUGAUAAAGAAGUUCAACGGUGUAUGCAUUUAUACUGGUAUAAUAUGCAAAAUGAAAUUUAGAAUGGGUGUAAUGUUGACCAAAACAAAUUUUGGCAUUCUAUAGGUAAAAUUGGAGUUGCUAAUACAAAUUGUAACAAGAUGCCCGUGGAGAUAUUGCUCCCAAAUGGCGAUGUGUUGCAAAAUUGGAUAAAUGAUUUUAGUUUCUUGUUUCGCAAUGUAUUACUGAAGGAUGCUCAAGCACUGAACCGCGAUCCUUGUCGGUUGCGCACCGAUGAAUCUGGGUUUAACGGUAACAUUUCUAUCCUAGAGGUGAAGAAUGCUAUCUUUAAAGCCAAAACUGGGAAGGCGGUUGGAGUGGAUGAGAUUCCUGCAUAAGUUUUGAAAAAUGAUACUGUAAUAUUUUUCCUUCAUGUUUUAUAUAAUUGAUAUUUUGACAAUGGUAUAGUACCUACUAUUUGGGAUAAAUGUGUCAUAAACCCUAUUCCCAAAUCGUCUACGUCUGAUGCACGAGAACCGUUAGCUUAUAGGAGUAUAGCUUUGGCCUCAGCUGUAUAUAAAAUUAACUGUCGCAUUUUGAACGAUAGACUAUCAAGAUGGGCAGAGAGUGAACAUGUGUUAGUUGAUGAACAGAAUUGGUUCAGGAAAAAACAGAGCACCAUUGAACACAUUUUGUCUUUAGUCAACAUUGUUGAUACACGAAAAAAGCAAAAACUAUCUACUUUGAUAUCUUUUAUUGAUUUCAGUUAAGCGUACGAUUAUAUUAACAGUUCCAAAUUUUGGGAACGCUUGCAAUCCAAUGGUAUCUCAGGCAAAUGUUGGUGGCGCUACGGUCCCUGUACCACUCAGUUUCAUCUUGUGCGAGAAUAAAUAAGCACAAAACAGAUUGGUUCUCUGUACAUUCAGGAUUAAGACAGGGCUGUAUUUUAUCACCUCUUCUGUUUAAUAUGUAUAUUAAUGAUUUAGCAAUAUAUUUAAAGUCAUUGGAUAUUGGUAUCGAAAUAGGCAAUGAUAAGAUCUGCAUCCUUUUAUAUGAGGACGAUAUACUUUUAGUAGCAGAUCAUGAGCAGAAUUUACAAACUAUUGAGUGCUCUCAAUGAUUGGUGUUCUCGAAAUGAUAUGUCUGUUAAUAUUGACAAGAGCAAUAUUGUUCAUUUUCGUCUACUAUUUUUUGCUAGAUCUAAUUUUGUUUUCACUCGUGGUGACCACAUUUUAAAUUAUACCGACAGAUACAACAAGUACCUAGGUUUAGUUUUACAUGAACACUUGGAUUUUUCUUUAACUGCAAAAAUGGUUGCUCAGAGUGCUAGCCGUGCGUUAGGUUUAGUAAAUGCCAAUUGCAAGCUAAUUGGGGGGAUGAUCCCUCCAAAAAUUAUACAAAGGCGUAUGAAUCAGUAGUUUGGCCUGUUAUAGCAUACGGCGCUGCUGUUUUGGGUGAAAAAGUUUUGCUAGCAUCGAUGCUGUUCAAAACAGAGCCACGGGAUUUUUCUUUGGUGUCGGAAGGUAAACGCCUGUUGCAGCUUUGUAUGAUGAAAUGGGAUAGAUUCCCCCAUUUGUCCGGCAAUGGAAAGUAAUUGCAAAUGUUUGGGCGAGACUAUCAUGUUCCAAUACAUCUAGGCUUAACGAACGAAUAGCACUCUGGGCAGCAGGCAUACCUGACUGAAAAGCUGGUAUUUCAAGGUUCGUAAACAACUGAAAGUUAACAAUUAGAUUGCUAUUGUAGUUUAGAUAUACCUAUUAUACCUAUUUCAAAGUUAUUGCUUGUUAAACAUUUAGAAUAAAGUAUGUUUUAUAAGUAUUAGAAUGAUUGGUUUUAAAUAUUAGUUCUGUAACUGGGCCCUCACAAAGAGGAGGUAACAAACUCCAAACAUAUUGUAUUUUUUUAAAGAGAUUUUAAUGUUGAACAAUAUUGUACCAUGAUAAUGCCCUUAAAGCAUCGUUCAGCAUUUUGUAAAUUUAGAUGUAGAGUCGCUCCUAUAAGAAUUGAUACUGGUAGAUAUGAAGGGCUACCAACAGAUCAACGUUUAUGCCCUUUGUGUAAUGUUUUCGAAGAUGAAGAGCAUGUCAUGUUAAAGUGUUCAUUAUAUGAUGAUAUAAGAUCUGAUUUGAUUGAUAAGGCAAUUUCUAUGGUGCCUGAGUUUCAGAGUUUGCAUCCUGUUGAUAAAAUGACAACUUUAUUCUCUAAUUUGUCACUAAUAAGAAGUUGUGCCAAGACCUGCUAUCUGAUUUUACAAAGUUUACAAAGAAGAAAUUUUUAUAUAUGUACAAAUUAUCUUAAUUGGUUUUAUUUUACGGCGAGCGUUGGCAUGGCAACGUGCCUUUACUUAACAUUUGAUUUUACUAUCAUACAAUAGACCUAUAUAAAUAAGACAUUAAGUUUUAAUAUAGUGGAGAACGAAGACAUGGCAUAGUCCACAUCUUUAUUUGUUUGCUGUUACUUCAUUAGAUGUCAGUUCAAAAUUAUUAGAGUUGCUUAUCACCUAGGUCCGUUCUUGGGUAAUGCUGUUUUGAAUCCCGUGUAGACCUGUUUGCCAUGAUCUAGUAUAUUAUUUGCUUGGUUGAACCUGCUAUGUCUUUCUUCACUGCUCAAUUUGAUCGAAUUCACAAAUAAGUAUACGUAUGUUACACUUUCUAUGUGUGGAUUGACAAAAAUCAUCGUUCUUCACGUAAAGAAAAUGAAUUAGUACUCUUAGCAAUAUAUGUAAAUAUUUAUUGGCAGUAUUUUAUAGAUAUAUUAUGAUGUAUUUUGUGCAAGUUGUGUCAAGCAGUUAACAGCUCUAUGUGUUUGUGUGUCUAGCGUUUUUAGCGCUUGUGUCGGGGCUGCUUAGUGGAUGACAUAAUUUGUACAACACUACCAUCUCUUAUAGCUCAGAAUUCUGAGCGGCAAUACAUGUGUUUUAUGAUACUAUUGUAAUUCUCUGUAUUAAGUUAUAUUGUGUU
Molecule: messenger RNA, 5440 nt
Organism: Dreissena polymorpha
Lineage: Eukaryota; Metazoa; Mollusca; Bivalvia; Myida; Dreissenidae
Product: toll-like receptor 4
Exons: 1
Coding region: 75-1748 (557 amino acids)
Biological process (GO): toll-like receptor signaling pathway; inflammatory response; immune response
Cellular component (GO): membrane
Molecular function (GO): transmembrane signaling receptor activity; protein binding
Source: RefSeq, a predicted model, not a curated record